This is a messenger RNA of Pungitius pungitius (ninespine stickleback), 1273 nucleotides long. Its product is annotated as proton-coupled zinc antiporter SLC30A2-like. The record is from RefSeq and is a predicted model, not a curated record. The transcript has 8 exons. Bases 44 to 1147 code for a protein of 367 amino acids. Gene Ontology annotation, molecular function: zinc ion transmembrane transporter activity. NCBI's taxonomy places the organism in Eukaryota, Metazoa, Chordata, Actinopteri, Perciformes, Gasterosteidae. Gene Ontology annotation, biological process: zinc ion transmembrane transport; response to zinc ion. Gene Ontology annotation, cellular component: plasma membrane.
GAUAAACUAACAGGAAGUCCUUGAAGUGAAUUCCCCGGAGCACAUGGAGCUACCAACAGAGAAGCAUGCGAUUGAAUCCCGUUUGGAGCCUCCUAGGUGGACGACUUCUCCAGAGGACCAAUAUUCCGACUCUGCAUCCGAGUCCAGCGAGGAAGCCUCCAGCGCGGACGGCCUGUGGCGGCCCGGCCGGCUGUGCCAGGAGACGGGCUCCGUGUCUCCGGCUGAGAGGGACCACAGACGUUUGGCCAGGAGGAAGCUCGUCGUGGCCGCCGCCGUCAGCCUGGUGUUUAUGGCCGGGGAGGUGAUCGGUGGAUACGCUGCGCACAGUUUGGCCAUCAUGACAGACGCUGCACAUCUUCUGACUGACUUUGGCAGCAUUGUGAUCAGCAUCUUCUCCCUGUGGAUCUCCUCCAGGCCUCAAACACACAACAUGACCUUUGGGUGGCAUCGAGCAGAGGUCGUGGGCAUGUUGCUGUCAGUGUUGUCGAUCUGGACUGUGACGGCAGUGCUGCUCACGUCGGCCACCCAGAGGCUCUCUGACGGGGACUACGACAUUGACGCGCGCAUCAUGCUCAUUACGUCCGGCUGCGCUGUGGGGGUCAACGUCCUGAUGGUCCUGAUCCUCCACCAGUCUGGAGCCUCUCACGGCCACAGUCACGCACUUCCCACCGCGCACCACAAGCGGCGCCCGGUGAGCGGCGCCCACCGCGACCACGGCAACGCCAGUGUGAAGGCGGCCUUCAUCCACGUGGUGGGGGAUCUGGUGCAAAGUGUCGGAGUCCUGCUAGCUGCCACCAUCAUCCACUUCUGGCCAGAGUAUAAAGUAGCAGAUCCGAUUUGCACGUUCCUGUUCUCGCUUCUGGUUCUUGGAACGACGCUUCCAGUCACUAAGGAUGUUUUCAGAAUCCUGAUGGAGGGAGCUCCUCCGCACGUGAGCUUCAGCGCGGUGAAGGAGCUGCUGCUGUCUGUGAGGGGAGUUGUGUCGGUUCACAGUCUGCACAUGUGGAGCCUCAACAUGACUCACUCUUUGCUCUCUGUCCACAUGGCCACAGAAGAUGCUGAUACACAGAUGGUCCUCAUGAAGGCAACAAAGCUCCUGCGCUCAGAGUUUGGCUUCUCCACUGUCACAAUCCAAAUAGAGCACUGAAAAGACUUAAUUUAAAGCUUUGAGUAUUUAACACAAUGCUGUUACUGUGUUAGUUUGAGCUUUGGCCAUGAUUUCAGUCAGGAUGACAGAUUUUACACUCAAGGUUUAUUUAUGAAGUAGCUGACA